UCCGGUCCCGCACAAUGGGCCAUGGAGUUCCCGUUCGAUGUGGAUGCGCUGUUCCCGGAGCGGAUCACCGUGCUGGACCAGCACCUGCGGCCUCCGGCCCGCCGACCCGGAACCACAACGCCGGCCCGUGUGGAUCUGCAGCAGCAAAUCAUGACUAUUAUAGACGAACUGGGCAAGGCCUCUGCCAAGGCCCAGCAUCUCCCUGCACCCAUCACCAGCGCUUCCAGGAUGCAGAGUAACCGCCAUGUUGCUUAUAUACUGAAGGAUAUUUCAGCCCGACCGGCAGGGAAAGGAGCCAUCAUUGGUUUCCUCAAAGUUGGAUACAAGAAACUCUUUGUACUGGAUGACCGUGAAGCGCACAACGAGGUGGAACCGCUUUGCAUUCUGGACUUUUACAUCCACGAGUCAGUGCAACGGCAUGGCCACGGGCGAGAGCUCUUUCAGUACAUGUUACAGAAAGAACGAGUUGAACCACACCAGCUGGCCAUCGAUCGACCGUCACCAAAGCUGCUCAAGUUCCUGAACAAGCACUACAGCCUGGAGACCACAGUCCCACAGGUGAACAACUUCGUGAUCUUUGAAGGCUUCUUUGCCCACCAGCAUCGGCCCCCCACUGCCUCUCUGAGGGCAACUCGACACUCUCGUGCUGCUGAGGUCGAUGCCACGCCCGCUGCUCCAGCGCGGAAGCUGCCACCCAAAAGGGCAGAGGGAGACAUUAAGCCGUACUCCUCCAGUGACAGAGAAUUCCUAAAGGUGGCUGUGGAGCCUCCUUGGCCCCUGAACAGGGCCCCUCGCCGGGCCACACCGCCAGCUCAUCCACCUCCACGCUCUAGCAGCCUGGGAAACUCGCCGGAUCGGGGUCCCCUCCGACCCUUUGUGCCAGAGCAGGAGCUGCUUCGCUCCCUGCGUCUCUGUCCCCCACACCCUACUGCCCGCCUUCUGCUGGCCUCUGACCCUGGGGGCAGCCCAGCUCAGCGCAGACGCACCAGGGGGACUCCCCAGGGGCUGGUAGCCCAAAGCUGCCACUACAGCCGCCAUGGGGAAAUCAAUACCUCAUCCCUGGGUACAGGUAAGUGGGCACUCUUUCUUAAUUCUCCAAUCACGUGGGCCACACACACACACUACUACAGUCUCCCCAGAUGCCUGGUAUUUCCACAGGCAGCCAAGAACGGAAGCAGGGGGAAGAGGAAGCAGAGGAUAGGUCGCCCAGUGAGGAUCGGGUCUUGUUACAGGAUGGGUCUGGGGAGGAAGCUACUGCGCGCCCAGUUGCUCCGAGGGUCCAGGCCCCACCAGCUCAGUCGUGGACGAUGGGUGGGGACAUAAUCAACGCCAGGUUCAUUCGAAACCUUCAGGAACGCCGCAGCACCAGGCCUUGGUGACCACAGCCCCCUGGCACUCUCUCCAAGUCCGUAUUAUUUCUCCUUCACUACAGGACACAGCCAAAGCUCGGCCCUCGUAAUGGAUGUAUUCAUUCAUUCAUUCAACAGGCCUGUCAGCUUCAGAUCGUUUGUAUCUUAUUUUUAACCAGAGCAAUAAAAGUAUUUAUUUUUUAUCCCGA
This is a messenger RNA of Arvicola amphibius (Eurasian water vole), 1558 nucleotides long. RefSeq names its product alpha tubulin acetyltransferase 1 (gene Atat1). Lineage: Eukaryota; Metazoa; Chordata; Mammalia; Rodentia; Cricetidae. The coding region runs from base 22 to 1323 and encodes 433 amino acids. The record is from RefSeq and is a predicted model, not a curated record. Gene Ontology annotation, molecular function: tubulin N-acetyltransferase activity. Gene Ontology annotation, cellular component: microtubule. Gene Ontology annotation, biological process: alpha-tubulin acetylation. The transcript is spliced from 12 exons.